AGACCUGAAAGUGGCACAUGGCAGAGUGUGGCGAUGGAGACAGCAGCAAUGGGAGGCCGUACAGCACCCUAUGACAAAAUGGAACCCACCAGCAGUGUGAGGAGACCUGAAAGUGGCACAUGGCAGAGUGUGGCGAUGGAGACAGCAGCAAUGGGAGGCCGUACAGGGACCCAUGCACACUCUGGACCUGGCAGCAGCAUGAGGAGGCGGUACAGGGGGGGCCCAUGGCAGAUUACGGGCCUGGCAGCAGCAAUGGGAGGCCCGUAAUCUGCCAGCACCCUAUGACAAAAUGGAACCCACCCAGCAGUGUGAGGAGACCUGAAAGUGGCACAU
Molecule: messenger RNA, 333 nt
Organism: Staurois parvus
Lineage: Eukaryota; Metazoa; Chordata; Amphibia; Anura; Ranidae
Source: the annotation of a GenBank genome assembly